Molecule: messenger RNA, 2073 nt
Organism: Pyrenophora tritici-repentis Pt-1C-BFP
Lineage: Eukaryota; Fungi; Ascomycota; Dothideomycetes; Pleosporales; Pleosporaceae
Product: SrmB, Superfamily II DNA and RNA helicase
Biological process (GO): mRNA splicing, via spliceosome
Cellular component (GO): catalytic step 2 spliceosome
Molecular function (GO): RNA binding; RNA helicase activity; ATP binding
Source: RefSeq, a predicted model, not a curated record
AUGCCUGCCGCCAUUCCGUCGGCGCGGAAGCUGCCGCCGAGUAUCGACGACAUACUCAAAGCUAAGCGGGAGAAGGAAGCUGCUGAGGCCAAACCCAGGUUCAUUCCUCGGGCGGAAAGAGAGCGCAUUGCCUUGGAGAAAAGGAAAAAAGAAGUCGAGGAUGCGCAGAAAAAGCGGGAGGGGCUAUCGGGUGGUGAUGAUCGCGCAUGGAAACCGCAACACGAUACUCGUCCGCCCACCGGUCCACGAUCCAUGCGCGAGGCGCCAACGGGGCCUCGACAUGAGCGCAGGAACGAUAACAUGGCACCUCCACCGUUGCCCGACAAGAAGCACGGGAAACGGCCGGCGGACGAGAACCCUGAGGCGGCAUUGAUCAGGCAACGGUACAUGGGCCCAGAGCAAAAUCAAUCCACCUUUUCGGCCAAGAAGAAGCGCAAGAGGACUACAGAGAAGAAGUUCAACUUUGAAUGGAACGAAGAAGAGGACACCAGCCAAGACUACAAUCCCAUCUAUCAGCAAAAGGCCGAGGUCAGCUUCCGACUUGGCGGCUUCUCCGACGAAGUCACAGACGCAGCUAGGCAGAAGAUGAUUGAGGCCAUUAUCGAGCGGGACCCCGAGAACGGCAGAGCACGUGCCGAACAACUGCGCGAGAUGGAGCGGCGGCGAAAGGAAAAGGGUGGGCGCUCACAACUGGACAAACACUGGAGCGAGAAGAGACUGGAGAAUAUGCGCGAGCGUGACUGGCGUAUCUUCAAAGAGGACUUCCAAAUUGCUACUAAGGGAGGCUCAAUACCAAAUCCCAUGCGCAACUGGCAAGAAGCUGGGCUUCCAGAUCAGCUUAUGCGUAUUGUCGACCAGGUCGGGUACACGGAGCCCACGCCUAUCCAACGUGCUGCCAUACCCAUCGCCUUGCAAUGCCGAGAUCUCAUCGGUGUCGCUAAAACAGGUUCAGGUAAAACUGCUGCUUUCCUUCUACCACUGCUUGCAUACAUUUCACAACUACCUCCUCUUGAUGCAAUCAACCGUCACGAUGGCCCGUAUGCGCUCAUCCUGGCACCCACUCGUGAAUUGGCGCAACAAAUUGAAGAGGAAGCACGCAAGUUUGCCACGCCACUAGGGUUCAGAACUGCUGUCUUAGUCGGUGGUCAUUCCAUCGAAGAACAGUCAUUCCAAAUGCGUGACGGCGCCGAAAUCAUCAUCGCGACGCCUGGUCGUCUGAACGACUGCAUCGAGCGCCGCGUUCUUGUACUCAGUCAAUGCACGUACGUCAUCAUGGAUGAAGCCGACAGGAUGAUCGACAUGGGUUUCGAAGAGCCUGUCAACAAAAUCCUCGCUGCGCUGCCCGUCAACAAUGAGAAACCUGACACGGAGGAGGCCGAAGAUGCCGAUGCCAUGAAACGUGGAUUAUAUCGCCAAACCAUGAUGUACACAGCUACUAUGCCACCGGCACUUGAGCGAAUAGCAAAGCAAUACUCGCGUCGUCCGGCCAUUGUUACCAUUGGUAAUUUGGGCGAGGCUACUGACACGGUCGAGCAACGCGUCGAGUUCAUCCAAGGAGAAGAAAAGCGCAAGAAACGACUCCAAGAAAUCCUCACAUCUGGCGAGUUUGCACCACCCAUCAUCGUCUUCGUCAACAUCAAACGCAAUUGCGACGCCAUCGCCCGCGACAUCAAACACAUGGGUUUCUCGUCUGCUACUAUGCACGGAUCCAAGACGCAGGAACAGCGUGAGGCAGCACUUGCCGCUUUGAAGUCUGGACAAACCAAUGUCCUCGUUGCAACGGAUUUGGCAGGCCGUGGAAUUGAUAUUCCAGACGUUUCUCUUGUGGUGAAUUUCAACAUGCCCAGCAGCAUUGAAGCCUAUACCCAUCGCAUUGGUCGUACAGGUCGUCAAGACAAAAAGGGUACUGCAAUUACCUUUUGGGGCAACGAAGAUGCGGAUGUGCUGUACGACUUGAAACAGAUACUCACAAAGAGCAAUCUUAGCAAGGUGCCUGAGGACUUGAGGAAGCACGAGGCGGCCCAACAAAAGGGCAAGAAGAGAGGGGAGGUCAUGGGCAAGAAUAUUACUUAG